This is a messenger RNA of Drosophila navojoa, 1506 nucleotides long. RefSeq names its product tiny tim 50 (gene ttm50). NCBI's taxonomy places the organism in Eukaryota, Metazoa, Arthropoda, Insecta, Diptera, Drosophilidae. The record is from RefSeq and is a predicted model, not a curated record.
AUGCAAGAAUUUUCGCUGCCAUGCCGGUCAAGUCCUAGGGGGUUCAACCUGGCCAACUAAAGCAACUAAGGAAAAGUGCAUUUAGUCAGUGAGAAAGCAUAGGAAUUUGUGCGCAGCACUUCAUGAACAUAAAAAUGAGCAUGGCGCCAGUUCCAGUCAUACAAUUAAUUCGCUUAAAUACACCACGUGCUUCCCUCAUCACACUGGCCAACCGAUUGCGGCGCACAUUCGCAUUGGGUAAUCAGUCGCUGUCAUUGUCGCCGUCGUCGUCGCCCUUACAUGUCCGUUCGCUUACUACGGCUGCUGGGAUCCACACAAAUAAAGUGCAAGUUGCUAGCGCAGGCAAAAGAUGCUAUAGUAAUGCCAAAGAGCCGCCGACUGGAGCAGCGACAGAGACAGCGUCGCCAUUGCUCUCCAAACUCUUUCCACAAACUUCGCCCGAUGUCGACAGCACUGCCGAACAGGAGCGUAAGAAGCGUGAGGAGGAUGAGGCUAAGGAGAAUGAACGCGCGUGGAAGCGCAUGAAACUGGGUUUUGCCAUUUUUGGCGGCGGCGGCAUUGCCACUGUACUGUGGGGCGUCUAUAAAUUUGGACAGCCCGAAGUGGAUUCUGAGGGUCAGAUCAUUGAGGAUGAGUUCAUAGACAAGCCGCUGGUGCAGCAGUAUUUACAGCGCAUGUGGAAAUCGUUGCACUAUUAUCAAAAGAUGAUUCAGGAACCGUCGCGUGCGAAGCUCUUGCCAGAUCCGCUAAAGUAUCCGUAUGUGCAGCCGCGCUAUACGCUCGUGCUGGAGAUGAAGGAUGUGCUGGUACAUCCAGAUUGGACAUAUAAGACUGGAUGGCGCUUCAAGAAGCGUCCCGGCGUCGAUAGUUUCUUGCAGGAGUGCGCCAAAGACUUUGAGAUAGUCGUUUUCACUGCCGAACAGGGUAUGACAGUAUUUCCGAUAUUGGAUGCCCUGGAUCCGAAUGGCUACAUUAUGUACCGUCUGGUGCGCGAUGCAACUCAUUUCAUCGAUGGGCAUCAUGUCAAAAAUCUGGACAAUUUAAAUCGUGACCUGAAACGCGUGAUUGUUGUUGACUGGGAUAGAAAUGCCACCCAAAUGCAUCCCGACAAUACUUUUGGCAUUGCGCGCUGGGAUGGAAAUGACGAUGAUUCCCAACUAUUUGAUUUGAUAGCCUUUCUGAAGAUCAUUGCGCAAAAUGAGGUGGACGAUGUGCGAGAAGUACUACAUUAUUAUCGUCAGUUUGCGGAUCCAAUUAGUCAGUUCAGGGAAAAUCAGCGUAAGCUGGCAGAACAGAUGCAGGAGGCUGAGCGCAUCGAACAGUCGAAGACUAAGCCGAUUGUCAAACAGUGGUCACGCAGCAUUCUGGGCCGCUAACUGAUGUUCCAUUGAUGCACCUAUUUCCGUCGCUGAUCGCACCACGCUAACCCACACAAGAGCCAUAGUCUUCAUUUCUAAAGCAGCUUUACCCAGUUACAAACUACAUAUACAUACACCCAAAAUCCCA